AUGAGUAACACACCAACCAAGUCGGCUCGAGCGCCCAUGCCGGCCUUCGGAGCUUUCGGACAUCAAGCGCCGGCAUCUCUGUUGCUCGAAAAAUCUCAUCCUGGUUUGCGAAGAUCGACUCCUGACUCAGAAGCACUUGCCUCAUCUGAUGACGAAAUAGAACAUACAAAAUCAACCGCUUCCAACAACAUCAAACCCGGAAGAACCGUGCGACGAACCUCAUGGCUGAAUGAUACCUCCACGUCUAAUGCCAACCGAAAACCGUCCAUUACUGGCCCUUAUAGCCCUUCCGGAUCACACCCAGGAACUCCAGGGACUGAGGUAUCUGCUUGGGCGAACGUGAACGCAUCGAACCCCACUGGCUGGCCUGGAACAAAUACUUCUUACACAAACGCGGGAUGGGCCAAUAUCUGGAGUCAAGAUGGUCGUAAAGACCCCCCUGCUCGACUACAGGAAGUUCUUCCCACCAAUGGCGAUGCUGGCAUCCCCUUCACUAUUCCUUUGCAACCUACACCCAAAACUUAUCGUUCUCAAUCAUAUUCAGUUGGCCAACUUGACACGACCUCAGCACCAUCUGCUAACCCAGUUUCCACCUCUUCUGAAGCCACCCGUGCAAGAUUAGGUUCCGGAUAUCCCCCACCUACACUUCAACGUAGGACAUCGAGAACCAGUGGACUAGGGACUCUCGAUUCAGGCGGUCUUGGCAGACUGAGGGAAGAUGAUGGGGAAGAAGAAAUUAGAGGCCCGCAAGAAUCUUACAGUACAGAGCAAGCAAGAAUGAUUGAGCUGUUGGAGAAGGAAAAUGCCCAGCUUCGCUAUGCAGCACAAAGCCGCGACCGUACCCUUUCAGCCACAGCAGCCACAACCCAGCUUCCACCAUCUGCAUUUCGAAACACCAGACUUCGCGCACCCGUUCCCGAGGAAAUCGAGACCGCUAUCGACGAUCGCGACGAUCUUGCAGCUAUGGGUGCCUUUGCAGAUCGGGAUAUUAAUGCUCGACGCAUGAGCGAACAGACCGGUAUGUAUGUCGACAAGCAGUCCAUUUCGCCAUCCGAUGGUCGCCCAUUCGACGGUGCAAAGAAAGCACAGUGGUCAACUUCUCUCGGAUUUGGUCCCAUACCAGAAGCACCUCAAAGUCGCCGUCAUUCCUUCGCAGAUGUCCCUACCCGACAUGGAUCUUUCAGCUCUACUGGUGAGCAAUUUGGCAGGCCCUUGAGAUAUCCCCGAAUAACUCGAUACCUAGGUCGCAAGGACGAGAUGACAGCUUAUGAAAGUGGAUCCCAGGCAGUUUCCCAAGGAGAUGACCGUAAGUUGACCAUUCUCAAAAAAUACCCAAGAGCCCUUCGUAUGGCCAUAGAGUGCUUACCUUCCCCUGAACCUCCAGCCCUUUAUUUCAACACCACCGAAUCGACCCGUCAGGCAGCCGAAGCUCGUGUCCGUCAAUCUCGCCAGUCCCGAGCGCCCGCCAUUUACCCGCACGUACCAGUGCCCCAGUACCAGGAUUCCAACACUCAACUUCUCUACAUUGUCAAUUUCAAAUGUUGUCGCUCAGACGUAUUUUACAUUCAACCUGGCACCGGUUGGGGUGUCAGCGUUGGAGAUCUUGUCAUCGUUGAAGCAGAUCGUGGUACUGACCUAGGAACCGUUCAGCACACGGAUGUCACCUGGGAGGAUGCACGACGAUACAAGGACUACUACGCUGAAGAACAUUACAAAUGGUUGAUGAUGUUCUCCAUGCAAAGUCGCAAUGGUGGUCCCAAUGUUGUUAACCCCAACGGAAUGCCCGGACGCCAAGGUAGUGCCGUUGGUGGAAUGGGCCCUCAAGGACAUCACGGUCUUCAUGAUGCGGCUCACCCAGAUCUCAAGCCCAAGAUGAUCAAGAGACAAGCUCAGAACCAUGAAAUCCAAGCCUUGAAAGACAAGGAAGGAAAUGAGGCGAAAGCCAAGCGUGUUUGCCAACAAAAGGUGAUCGACCAUAGACUCAACAUGGAAAUCCUAGACGCUGAAUUUCAGAUGGACAGCAAGAAGCUCACAUUCUACUACUUUGCCGACAACUACAUUAACUUCAACCACCUCGUCACAGAUCUCUUCAAGAUCUACAAGACUCGUAUUUGGAUGUCUGCUAUCAAUCCAGCAUCGUUCCAAACCCCGACUGCUUCGUUAGGUUUGACACCUGCGUACAACGGUGCACCGCCAGGAGAUGAGCGUCACCGUCGCCGACAGCCACCGGCUACCCAUAAUCAUUCCCAACAGGCCGUGACAACUCCGUUUGGAGACACGUUUGACGCCGAUCGAACCUUCAAUGGUCAAAACUCGGCAAUGAGAUCUCCAUACUUUGGUCAAUUCCCAGACGGUGGGGCAGGUCCUCAACCACUUCAACCAGGCAUGGCAUCAUUUGGUGGAAACAUUCCUCCAGGCCAGAUGGAUCCAUUCUCCUAUUAUGGGCAGCCGUACCCGGCACUGAAUCCGAACGCUCCCAAUUUCGCCAGCAAUCGACACGACUUCCGGCCUCGAGGACCAAACCAACCAGGUGAUGGCAACUGGAUGGGCCGCUUUCAAGGACUUUCACUGAAUUCCUAA
This is a messenger RNA of Exophiala bonariae, 2580 nucleotides long. RefSeq lists its product as uncharacterized. Gene Ontology annotation, cellular component: cytoplasm. NCBI's taxonomy places the organism in Eukaryota, Fungi, Ascomycota, Eurotiomycetes, Chaetothyriales, Herpotrichiellaceae. The record is from RefSeq and is a predicted model, not a curated record. The transcript is spliced from 2 exons. Bases 1 to 2580 code for a protein of 859 amino acids.